This is a messenger RNA of Triticum turgidum subsp. durum (durum wheat), 504 nucleotides long. The record is from the annotation of a GenBank genome assembly. NCBI's taxonomy places the organism in Eukaryota, Viridiplantae, Streptophyta, Magnoliopsida, Poales, Poaceae.
AUGAAGAAGCUUCGCACCACCACCGCCACCACCACUCUGGCUCUCCUUCUCCUCCUCGUCCUCCUAGCAGCCACGUCCCUCCGUGUCGCCAUGGCUGGGUCAGCGUUCUGCGACGGCAAGUGCGGGGUACCAACUCACUCCUCCAGCCUCCUCCUAUCGUCAAGCUCACACCAACCAGCAGGAGGGCUCUGCCAGAGCGAAGCAACCAAGAACACCACGAUGAAGAAGCUUCGCACCACCACUCUGGCUCUCCUUCUCCUCCUCGUCUUCCUAGCAGCCUCGUCCCUCCGUGCCGCCAUGGCUGGGUCAGCGUUCUGCGACGGCAAGUGCGGGGUGAGGUGCUCCAAGGCGAGCCGACACGACGACUGCCUCAAGUACUGCGGGAUAUGCUGCGCCGAGUGCAACUGCGUGCCGUCGGGGACCGCCGGCAACAAGGACGAGUGCCCCUGCUACCGCGACAAGACCACCGGCCACGGCGCGCGCAAGAGGCCCAAGUGCCCAUGA